Molecule: messenger RNA, 2855 nt
Organism: Zingiber officinale
Lineage: Eukaryota; Viridiplantae; Streptophyta; Magnoliopsida; Zingiberales; Zingiberaceae
Product: centromere/kinetochore protein zw10 homolog
Exons: 15
Coding region: 137-2401 (754 amino acids)
Biological process (GO): mitotic cell cycle; mitotic spindle assembly checkpoint signaling; endoplasmic reticulum to Golgi vesicle-mediated transport
Cellular component (GO): RZZ complex; chromosome, centromeric region; nucleus
Source: RefSeq, a predicted model, not a curated record
AAAUAGUUGAAAUUGGAAGGAUCCGACCACGCCCGCUCUAAUGAAACCGCCGCUCGAUCACUUCGCCGUUCAUUUCUCCCAUCGAUCGGACAGGUCUUCCGGUUGACUGACGACGACGCCAACCGCCGGCGCCGCAAUGGACGUCCUCUCGGGUUCCAUAGACGUCCGUGAGCUUCUUCCCGGAGACGCCCUCGACGAGUCCUCACCCCUAUCUGUUCCCGACCUCCGCCUCCUCAUCGAUCGCCUUCAGAUUCGCUCCCUCAGCAUCAAGGACAAGGUCCGAUCCUACGUCCUCGCCCACCGUGACGACUUCUACGACCUCUUCUCCCGCUGCUCCAGUGCUUCUUCCUCGGUCGAAGGCCUCUCCAGCUCCCUCUCCGACGCCCUCGGCCUCCUGUCUGACCGCCCCCUCGACCUCGAGAUCGAGGCCCUCGUUUCGGAGAUCCGUGACAAGAGACGGGAACUGGUGGAGCGGCGCGAGGCGCUGGAGGUAGUCCGGACCCUUUCUGCGAUCCACAGCCAGCUUACGUUGGCCAGGGAAGAUCUGAAGGGUGGCAGAUUAGUGGCGGCGGCAGAAGCUAUCAGGAACCUGAGGAAAGGGAUGAUAUUUGGGAGCGAGAAGGACGAGGGCGGUGGAUUUGACGAACCGGCGGUGUAUGGGUUCUUGAGGAAGGAUUGGUCUGAAUGCUUCGAUGAGCUUCAAGAUGUUCUCGCAAAGAACGCCCUCAGUUGUGUCCAGUAUGAGCCAGAGAGCAGCAAACUAAUAGUUAGAUCUCUAUCUCAAAUAGGAGAUACACAGAAUGUUGAGCUACGUAUGGUGUUGGAGGCCAUGGGGAUUGUCAAAGUCCUUGAGUAUGGAUUAGGAAAAGUAGCAGAUUUGGUGAUGAAACAUGUGAUAGUGCCUUCCAUAACUAACAACGCUUUAACAAUUCUUGUGGAAGAGCAUGAUAAUGGAUCUCUUGAAGGUUGUCAGGCAAUUCUUUACAUAGAUUCAUCAUCUGAAUUGAAGGAAGAUAAAGAUGGCAGCUUCCUUUAUUCAAGACUUCGUCAGAUUGUAAAUUUUGUAUACAGAUUCAUCUGCUUUCAGAAUGCAGACUGGAUGCAAUGUUUUGGAAAAUUAACCUGGCCAAGAAUGUCUGAUCUAAUUAUAAUUCACUUUCUCUCCAAGGCUGUACCUGAUGCUGCUUCAAAGGUUAUUGGGUUCCAAAACAUUGUCAAAUGCAGUGCUGAAUUUGAGACCUUUCUAAAGGAAAUGAAAUUGAUUCAAUCAACUGAUAGUAAUGAAGAAAAGUUAAGUCAUUAUGCUCAUAAUGUUGAAGUUCAUUUUGCUUCUCGGAAGAGGAAUGAGAUUUUGGCAAGGUCUAGAAGUCUCCUGCUGCAGUUCAACUAUGAUCUCCUUGCUGUUUCCGAUGUUGGACCAAAUUCUUCUGCGUAUAUCACUGAUUUGCUUUUCCAAUCUGACAAGUGUAUCGUUUCUAAAGCAGUCUUGGACUUAAUGGAACUUGUGCAUGGAGCACUCAAGGAUGCUUGUUUAUCUCCUGCAAGAGUGGCAAAGGAGUUUUAUCAUGCUGCAAGGGAUGCUUUACUUUUAUACAAAGCUGUUAUACCUAUUAAGCUAGGGAAGCAAUUGGACAGUAUAAGUCAAGUGGCUAUUGUUAUCUACAAUGAGUGCCAGUAUUUGUCCGAAGAGGUUCUUGGGCUUGCUUAUGAGUAUCGUACAGAUUUUCCAAGUGCACUACAGAAACAGGCACUGUUUCUUGAUAUCGCACUAAAUUUUCAUCAAAUAGCAGAAAACAUCCUGCAAAAACAAGUUCACUUAGUUUCUGUUAGUUUGAGGGAGGCUAUAGAUGGUGCUGAUGGUUUUCAGAACACUCACCAACCUCAGCAUUAUGAAUCGGCAAAAUUCAGUAUAGAGCAGAUUGUUUUCAUUGUCGAGAAAGCACGAAUUAUGUGGGAGCGAUUGUUGCCAGCUUCAACUUACAAGAGAACCAUGUGCACAAUAUUGGAUUCUGUCUUUUCUGAAAUUGCCAGGGACUUGCUUCUUUUAGAUGAUUUGGCAGCUGAGGAGACCUUACAGCUUCAAAGACUGAUCCAAAUCACAAUUGAGAACCUUUCCUCUUUGUUGGAGUCACUUAUCAUUGAUUCAGUUGAAAAACAAAAUUUUUUGAAUGAGGCUACAUGGACUCAUUUAGAUGAGAAGAUUCCAUCUUUACCUAAAUUCCGCAAGCUUGCAGACUUGUAUGAUAUGCCUCUAAAAUCAAUUACUUUGGUUUGGGAAAGUGGAGAGCUUCUUAGUUGUGGUUUUACAUCAUGUGAGAUCGAAAAUUUUGUCAAAGCAAUAUUUGCAGAUUCUCCCUUAAGAAAGGAGUGCUUGCAGAGAAUAAGAAAUGCAAGUGAUUAGCUGAUGCAUCAUUUUCACUAACUCUUUGUUUAAAGGAAAUCUUAGCUCAGCCAUAGUAGCCAUGUGGUGGCUCCAAUGGAGUUCAGAUUUGUGAAGUUUCUGGAUCCUUGUGCCAAGGUUUCCAUGGACAUGUUGCUGAUCUGUAGCCUCUUUGCAUCCUAACAUCCUGGCAAACUGGAUCGACUCGACGACAUGAUUUUUCACUUGUCCAGAAUGCUUAUUUUCGUUUCCUGAGAACGCGCAUUUGCAUGAUCAAUUUUGUUAUCAUUAGGUUUCACUCUGUUCUUCAUGUCUAUGAUUGUCUUGAAGCAUGUAUCGAACUUAUUAAUAUUCUUUCAGGUACUUUUGUUUAACUUGUCGAAUCAUGUGACUAAAUGACUGAUGAUGCCCCUAUGAGAGAUUAAAUUGUGAAUGAUUGUCCAUGAUCUGAUAAUUACAUUCAUGAGGUUUUACA